Colletotrichum truncatum is the source of this 783-nucleotide messenger RNA. RefSeq lists its product as uncharacterized. Gene Ontology annotation, biological process: nuclear-transcribed mRNA catabolic process, RNase MRP-dependent; maturation of 5.8S rRNA from tricistronic rRNA transcript (SSU-rRNA, 5.8S rRNA, LSU-rRNA). Gene Ontology annotation, molecular function: rRNA primary transcript binding. The record is from RefSeq and is a predicted model, not a curated record. Lineage: Eukaryota; Fungi; Ascomycota; Sordariomycetes; Glomerellales; Glomerellaceae. Gene Ontology annotation, cellular component: ribonuclease MRP complex.
AUGAAGCCAGGCGUACCAGACAUCGACUCUUCAUCCGACCAUCGCUUUCUAGAUGAGGAAAUUUCCAAAUCCCUUAUCCCCGUCCUCCAUAUCCUUGACAGCUUCAAUCAUCGCAACAAGAACCAGCACCGCGUCGCCCGCUGGUGGACGCAGUUCGACCUCCUUCGCCGCUCGGUCAGGAGGCUCGAAGACGCCCUCGUCCUCCGCCUCCGCAACACCCAAGCCCGGCACUUCAAAAAGCCAAAACAGCAAAAGGCUUCCAAGGCACAAAAUGCUCUAGAUGACGACAUCACCGCCAGGGUUCAAGUACUCCUAAACGUAACUAUCCCAUCGUCAUUUUUAGCCUUCACGCAACUGACUGCUGAUAACCAGCAUGCCGCCCUGGGCUUGGUCCUUUUGGGCGUCUUAGCCAGCAUAAACACUGCAAUUGCGCCUUUGGCACCUCAGCAGUCUGAGAAGGGCCCCGGAGAAGUGCCUGUCAUGCCGUCAGCUGCUCCCUUGGUGACCGCGUCUAAGAAAGAAGACGUCAACGAGCCCGAUCCGAGAGGACUUGGUGUAGUCAUCUCUCGGGACCAGUUACGCCUGGGUAUCAAGACCGAGCUUUGUGCUCCGGAAUCAGAGUUCAAGGACGCCACGAAGCCAAAGAAGCGGAAGGUAACUGCAGCACUAGAUGACAUAGGACCUGUCAAACCCGCCAAAGAUAAAAAAGCAGAGAGGAAACCGAAAAAGAAGACAUCAAAGAAGGGCGACGAAUUUUCAGACUUGUUUAGCUCUCUCAUGUAG